AUGGCCCCUGGCCACUGGCCACAAGGCCAAUGGUAUGGUGGCUUUGACAGUGCUGUUCACUGCGAAUGCAACUGCCAAGAAGCUGCUGCUGCCUGCUACUGUCCAAAUCUCAUCUCCAACGUCUUACCAUCAUUCUCUGUAGUCCAUACAAACUCUCGGGAUUCUCCAACCAAGAAGAAGGCCCACAACAAAAAGCAGCCGAAGAGAUGGUUCCUCUCUCCCUCUCAAGAACUCCCCGCCACUUCCUUGCUUUCUUGCCAUGGCGAUCGUCUCGGCCACGCUCCACCACCACCACCACCACCAAUCGCCCUCCUCCCGUCUUGUCAAUCACCACCGCCGACAGCGGGAGGGGGAGCUGCCCUUUCUUCAAGUUCCCUCAUUUCGCUUUCUUCCUCCGCAAGGAUCCAACCGUGUGCGUCGUCGCGGCUCGCUUGUGGGGAUGGCCACUCGGGGGAUAAGAGUCCCCGUCUGGAGAAGUUGUGCUCGGGAGUCAAAAGCAAUUCUGGGUUCGCUUCCGGGUUCUUGCAAAUGGGUGACGAGAAAACGUGCUCGGACCGAUCACUCUUGGUGAAGUCGGCGGGUGCAGAGAGUGGUGGCACUUCCACCACAAUCUCUCAAAAGGCCCUUGGGGUGGUCCAUUUGGUUGUCUCGCUGGGGAUAAUCCUUGCGAUGGAUAAAUAUUUGAAGAAUGCGUUUGUCGCGGCGGCGAUUAAGUUCCCGAGUGCUCUGUUCGGGAUGUUCUGCAUAUUCUCCGUUCUGGUGAUUCUCGAUUCGACGGUGCCCGCCAUGGCUGCCGGUUUGAUGAGCUUCUUCGAGCCUGCGCUUCUGUUCAUACAAAGGUGGCUCCCGCUGUUUUAUGUUCCGUCCCUGGUGGUUUUGCCUCUUGCUGUUAAGGACAUACCUGCGGCUUCGGGGCUCAAGAUUUGCUUUAUAUUGGUUGGAGGAUGGUUGGCUUCACUUUCUGUGGCUGGUUAUACUGCGAUUACAGUGAGAAAACUUGUUAAGACAGAGAUGACGGAUGCUGAGCCAAUGGCAAAACCAUCGCCAUUUUCGUCACUUGAAUUGUGGACUUGGAGUGGUAUUUUUGUUAUAUCAUUCAUUUCAGCAUUUUUGUACCCAACUUCUCUUGGAACCGAUGCCAGAACAUGCCUUCCAUUCCUCCUGGCAUCCACCGUGAUAGGCUACAUGGUCGGUUCUGGGUUGCCAUCUGGUGUGAAGAAAAUUUUCCAUCCAAUUAUCUGCUGUGCAUUGUCGGCAGACCUGGCAGCAUUUGCAUUUGGGUACCUUUCAAAGUCUGGAUUGAAUCCUGUCCUAGGAUAUUACCUUACGAAGGCAUCUGCCAAUCCUGGAGCUGGUGAUAUUCUAAUGGGAUUCUUGGGAUCUGUUAUUCUCUCCUUCGCAUUCUCCAUGUUCAAGCAGAGAAAGCUUGUAAAGAGACAUGCAGCUGAAAUUUUCACGUCAGUCAUCGUUGCAACAAUCUUCUCUUUGUACUCAACUGCUUUGGUAGGACGUCUUGUUGGACUGGAACCAACUUUGACAGUGUCGAUUCUGCCUCGUUGUAUUACUGUGGCAUUGGCCCUCAGCAUCGUGUCUCUAUUUGAAGGUGCCAAUUCAUCUCUUACAGCUGCUGUGGUUGUGGUAACUGGUUUAGUUGGAGCAAACUUCGUGCAAGCAAUGCUGGAUAGACUUAAAUUCCGUGAUCCUAUUGCCCGAGGAAUAGCUACCGCAUCAAGUGCCCAUGGAUUGGGAACAGCAGCAUUGUCGGCGAAAGAACCAGAGGCCCUCCCUUUCUGCGCCAUCGCCUAUGCUCUCACCGGCAUCUUCGGCUCCUUGAUCUGCUCGGUUCCCGCCGUCAGGCAGAGCCUGCUUGCCAUAGUCGGCUGAGGACUACAAGCAGUAUCGAUUCGCUCUGACCAUGCAUUCUGUUGGCCUUUUUAACCAGUUCCAUCGGUUUUCUACACUAGAAGGUGUACAGAGUUCAGCAAGAGUCCCUUUCCAGGAUUGCCUCCAUUUUUUUUGUAAAACUGGGUCAGUCCAGUAGCUGGAGAUGACUUGCAUUGCCAGCAGGACUCUCUCUGUCUAGUGUCCAGCAUCUUUCUGUUCUAUGUAAAUGAGAAAAAGUUGCAGAAUCGACAUCAGUUGUUAUUGAUGAUACUGUCAGCGUCUGUAAUGUAGGGUAAGCUACGACAGGGAAAUAAAUAUUGGCAAAAAAAAACGAAAAGAAAAAUUGAGUACGAACAUCCGGCAUUUAAUGA
Molecule: messenger RNA, 2255 nt
Organism: Eucalyptus grandis
Lineage: Eukaryota; Viridiplantae; Streptophyta; Magnoliopsida; Myrtales; Myrtaceae
Product: plastidal glycolate/glycerate translocator 1, chloroplastic
Exons: 8
Coding region: 1-1884 (627 amino acids)
Source: RefSeq, a predicted model, not a curated record